CCACCCUCACUCUCUCUCCUCUUCCCGCCUGUUAUAAAAAUGGCGAGUCGAGCCCACUUCGCAAGAAUGCUGCCGCACCCCCAAUCCCAUCACCACCUCUCCCAUCGGACCCUCCCUCCUCCGAUCAUCUUCUUCCCCCCGCCGGUGGUCCCGUCCUCCGUCCCUCGCUCCACCACCCCGAACCUCUCCUUCUCCUCCUUCUCCGCCCUCCGUUCUCCGGCCCCCGGCGCCGCCGCCGCGCUCGGGUCCCGCCCCCGAUGGCCGCCUCCGCCGCCGCCCCGUCCGGCGACCGCGCCCCGGGCCCCGAGGGGGAGGAGGGCGGCGAGGAGGAGCUCGGCCGGCUCGCCGAGGUGGCGGGCCGGGCCGCGGACGCCGCCGGGGAGGUGAUCCGGAAGUAUUUCCGGAAGAAGUUCGAGAUCCUCGAUAAGGAGGACUUGAGUCCGGUGACGAUCGCGGAUCAAGCGGCUGAGGAGGCCAUGGUCUCGAUUAUACUGGGGAGCUUCCCUGCUCAUGCAAUCUAUGGAGAGGAGAAGGGGUGGAGGUGCAAGGAGACAUCUGCAGAUUAUGUCUGGGUUCUGGAUCCCAUAGAUGGGACAAAGAGCUUUAUAACUGGAAAGCCUUUAUUUGGUACUCUGAUUGCUCUUCUACAUAAGGGUAAACCGAUUCUUGGCAUAAUUGAUCAACCGGUUUUAAAAGAAAGAUGGGUUGGGAUAUCGGGAAAGAGAACUACACUAAAUGGAGAAGAACUGUCGACACGUGCAUGCACAGAAUUAUCCCAGGCAUAUCUAUACACAACAAGUCCACAUCUCUUCAGGAAAGAGGCUGAAGAAGCGUUUGCUCGUGUUAGAAGUAAGGUAAAAGUGCCAUUAUAUGGCUGUGAUUGCUAUGCUUAUGCUCUUUUGGCUUCUGGCUUCGUGGAUCUUGUCAUUGAGUCUGGUCUAAAGCCAUACGAUUUUCUCGCUCUGAUACCUGUGAUUGAAGGAGCUGGGGGUAUUAUAACUGAUUGGAAAGGCCACCAACUUUAUUGGGAACCUUCUCCGGAUUCACUUGCACAAGGUUUUAAUGUUGUAGCAGCAGGAGACAAACAAGUUCACCAGCAAGCUCUCGAAUCAUUACUGUGGCAGUAAGAUUUUGGAUUCGGAACAAUUGAUUUACCAUAGAACUGGUAAUCCUUUGGUUCUAAUGCUCGGUACUCUGGUAAUUUUUUGCAAAACCAUCACAACCUUGUGAAUCUCGAUGAACUGGUGUAGGGUUAGAAGGUUAGAGAAAGGUGAUUUAUAGAGACUGCCAUUAUGCUAAAAGAUAGCUAUCGCGGUGAAAAAUUUGAGUGACGGAUAACUAUGCUGCAGGUUGCAGCCUAAGUUCCUAUGCUUAAAAUGUAUCAGUCUCUCAUUGAAAUGGA
Molecule: messenger RNA, 1402 nt
Organism: Syzygium oleosum
Lineage: Eukaryota; Viridiplantae; Streptophyta; Magnoliopsida; Myrtales; Myrtaceae
Product: bifunctional phosphatase IMPL2, chloroplastic
Exons: 9
Coding region: 258-1127 (289 amino acids)
Biological process (GO): L-histidine biosynthetic process
Molecular function (GO): histidinol-phosphatase activity
Source: RefSeq, a predicted model, not a curated record